Messenger RNA from Epinephelus moara (kelp grouper), 5074 nucleotides. It is a transcript of the gene usp4, whose product is annotated as ubiquitin specific peptidase 4 (proto-oncogene). The transcript has 22 exons. Lineage: Eukaryota; Metazoa; Chordata; Actinopteri; Perciformes; Serranidae. Gene Ontology annotation, molecular function: cysteine-type deubiquitinase activity. The record is from RefSeq and is a predicted model, not a curated record. Bases 56 to 3088 code for a protein of 1010 amino acids. Gene Ontology annotation, biological process: protein deubiquitination.
UCGCUCAAGUGCGCCUCCUCCAUCCGCGCGUUCACGACACCGGCACAUUCGCUGCAUGAUGGCCGAGGGAGGCGGACCCGAGCCGGGUGGCGCGGCAGACUCCGACUCGGAGCCGGUAGCCGCUCAAAUGCCAACCCCUUCAACCGAGAAUCAAAAGCAGACCAUUGGGUCACUUUUGAAGACGACUCUAAGAAAGGGCGACGAAUGGUAUCUAAUAGACAGCCGGUGGUUCAAACAGUGGAAGAAGUAUGUUGGAUUUGACAGCUGGGACAUGUACAAUGUUGGAGAACGUAGCCUCUACCCAGGACCAAUUGAUAACUCCGGGCUGUUCUCAGACCAAGAGACUCAGGCCCUGAAAGAGCACCUUAUAGAUGAGCUGGACUAUGUCCUUGUGCCCACUGAGGCAUGGAAUAAGCUUGUCAGCUGGUACGGCUGCCUUGAGGGUCAGAGACCCAUCGUCAGGAAGGUUGUUGAACAUGGCAUGUUUGUGAAGCACUGUAAGGUGGAGGUCUAUUUGCUGGAGCUCAACUUGUGUGAGAAUGACAACAUGGAAAAUGUUGUCACCCGUCAUUUCAGUAAAGCUGAUACUAUAGAUACUAUAGAGAAGGAGAUGAGAACGCUGUUCAAUAUCCCAUUGGAGAAGGAGACACGGCUCUGGAAUAAAUACAUGAGCAACACCUACGAGCAGCUGAACAAGCCAGACAGCACUGUACAGGAUGCUGGUCUCUUCCAGGGGCAGGUGCUUGUGAUUGAGCGCAAGAAUGAGGAUGGCACGUGGCCCAGACAAGCCUCCCAUCCCAAAUCCAGUACAACCCCAUCCAGGAAUUUCACUACCUCCCCAAAACUCUCCUCCAACUCUACAGCCAGUAUCUCCUCAACAGUAACCAACGGAGACAGCAGCUGUAGCCCUGGCUACACACUCAACAACAGCACCUCCUCUGGCAACAGAUUGGGAGGCUACAAUUCAUACAGCUCCUCCUACAACUACAGAGAGUCACAGUCGCAGCCUGGCCUGUGUGGUCUCAGUAAUUUGGGCAACACAUGCUUCAUGAACUCUGCCCUACAGUGCCUGAGCAAUGCAUCUCCACUCACAGAGUACUUCCUCAAUGACCAGUACGAGGCAGAGAUUAACCGUGAGAAUCCCCUGGGAAUGAGGGGCGAGAUUGCAGAGGCCUAUGCAGAUCUAGUAAAGCAGAUGUGGCUGAGCCGCAGCAGCUACGUCGCCCCACGUACCUUCAAAACCCAGGUCGGGCGUUUUGCCCCCCAGUUUUCAGGCUACCAGCAGCAGGACUCGCAGGAGCUGUUGGCCUUCUUGCUCGACGGGCUCCAUGAAGAUCUAAACCGUGUUAAGAAGAAGCCUUAUCUGGCCCUGAGGGAUGCAGAGGGCCGUCCAGAUGAGAUUGUUGCAAAGGAAGCCUGGACGAACCACCGCUUGCGCAAUGACUCUAUUAUAGUUGACAUUUUCCACGGCCUCUUCAAAUCCACUUUGGUGUGCCCAGAGUGCUCUAAGGUGUCUGUAACCUUUGACCCAUUCUGCUACCUCACACUGCCUCUGCCCAUGAAGAAGGACCGCACUAUGGAGGUUUUCCUGGUGCGAUCAGACCCUCAGUCCAGACCCACACAGUAUCGAGUGGUGGUCCCCAAAUUGGGUACAGUGACAGACCUGUGCAGCGCCUUGUCCAAACUGUGUGGAUUCCCUCCUGAAAAUAUGGUGGUGGCCGACGUUUACAAUCAUAGGUUCCAUAAAAUUUAUAGACGGGAUGAUGGCCUCAACCAAAUCAUGGAAAAAGAUGACAUCUUUGUGUAUGAGGUUCAGGAAGAGGACAGCGAGAGGAUGAACCUGCCUGUAUACUUCAGGGAGCGCCACUCCAAGCAUGCCGGAAGUUCCACGAGCACCAUGCUGUUUGGCCAGCCUUUACUCAUCACCGUGCCCAGACAUAACCUCAUAGCAGACGUUCUUUAUGACAAGAUCCUAGAGAGGAUUGGGCGCUAUGUAAAACAAUCCCAGAGCCCUAACAGUGAGAGCAGGGCCUCAGCCUCAGCGACCUAUGCCAGCUGCAGCCAGGCUCCUGAAUGUUCCACAUCGUCUAGUCUCAAUGCCAGCCUGGCUGGCUGUGGCAGCCCCCUGUCAGACGGAGCCUCAUGCAGUGCCAGCUCCAGUAACGGCAGCAACCACUCAGGGACCUGCAAUGAAAGUAAUGGGAUAUAUGAUGGUGAAGAGGAGGCCAUGGACCACCAGGUGAGUCCAGAGCCAGAGAAUGGCCAGUCCGAAGAGGAGGAAGAAGAGACCUCUGACUUGGAAAAUGGGCCUAAAGCAGACAUGGCCAAGCAGUGCUCUUCACCAGCAAAGCUCUUCACUUUCAGCAUAGUCAACUCUUACGGAACAGCUAACAUCAGCCCGCUGCCUUGUGAUGGAAAUGUCCUCAAACUAAAUCCACAUUCCACGGUGGCGAUUGACUGGGACACAGAGUCAAAGAAACUGUGUUAUGAUGAACAGGAAGCGGAGGCCUAUGAGAAGCAUGAGAGCAUGCUCCAGCCCCAGAAGAAGAAAGCCACUGUGGCUCUGAGGGAAUGCAUCGAGCUCUUUACAACCAUGGAGACACUCGGAGAACACGAUCCAUGGUAUUGUCCAACAUGUAAGAAGCACCAACAGGCCACGAAAAAGUUUGACUUGUGGUCGCUGCCUCGCAUCCUGGUAGUUCAUCUAAAGCGGUUCUCCUACAACCGGUGUUGGAGGGACAAGCUGGACACAGUGGUAGACUUUCCCAUCAGGGAUCUGAACAUGUCAGAGUUUGUGUGUGACCCUAAGGCGGGCCCCUACAUAUAUGACCUCAUCGCCGUGUCAAACCACUAUGGAGGAAUGGGAGGGGGUCACUACACAGCUUAUGGCAAGAAUAAAGUGGAUGGAAAGUGGUAUUACUUUGAUGACAGCAGUGUCUCCUCUGCCUCAGAGGACCAGAUUGUGACUAAAGCAGCCUAUGUGCUGUUCUAUCAGCGCAGAGACGAGGAAACCCCCUCCAAACCUCAGCCUUCGGCCUCGCUGGGAGGAGCCCCAGAAGCAGCCGACGACCACAUGGACACAAACUGAGGAGCCCCUGGCGCGAAAGGGACACGCACUGAAACACAUAUGGCAAAUAGAGACACUUGGACGCACACACAAAGCUACUUUAGUGACAGAGGACUCCACAGACUUAACAUUAUUAACCCUACCUUCCCCAUAUUUUAUUUGAUUUCUGUCUCGUAUGUUGUCAACUAGAGCCGACGGCCUUGUCAGAAGAGUGACCUGAGAGACUUCCUCCCUGCAGCGGGUGGCCUACUGAUUUCUGAACAUAGCUUACUAGUCUGGAACUUAAAGAGGAGUAUAAAUGGAUAAAGAUCCUCUCACUGGAUGAACAGAAUGUUAGAAGUGCCCUCAAAUGCGUAGAUAAACAAAUGUCAGUCAGAAAUAUAAAAAAAAAAAAGAAGCCAAAUGCACAUGUUAUUUCAACCAAAGCGUUCCAGGGUUUUUACAAUGACGUGUACCAACUGUAGAGACAUUGGCAGGAUACUGGCGUCGUGCCUAGAUUUAUCUCUGAUAAUCUUGCUGUGCUGAGGUCAAUCCAAACAUUAACAGUGUGAUGUGCACACAGAACAAUACAUGCCAUGCUUGUUGAAAGAAUCCUGUUACCUUAUUCCACCUGUGUAGAGUGGAUCACUGAUGGGGGGGGCGGGGGCGGGGGGAGGGUCUUGCUGCUGCAGCCCAGCUGUUGUGCUGGGUCUGCAUUGCAAACUAAACCACAGAGGGGAUGUCUUGUUUCGAGGUUUUAAGAAGUGUGACACGAGUUGUGGCUGAAGCAGUCUUGUUCAGCCAUCAUUUUUUUGUGCUAUGACGCACAGAACGGGCUCUGCUGUCUCUCAGACCCUAAACUCAUGAGAGAAGUCUUACCCUGCUACUAUUUUGUUUUUUUCUUUUUCUUUUUUUUUUUGUAAUCACAAUGCAAAAGCGGCCUUUUGAUUCCUGCAACCUGACUAAAAAGGGGGCACUUUGAAUUCUCCAUGAGUACAUUAUCUACCUGCUUCUGGUGUAUCUAGACAAAACAGAAUUGUAUGAUUUGGCCUUAGAGUUAAGGGUUACGGGCUGUCAUACACUUCCAGAUCAUUUUAAUGUGUCUUAUAAGCAUAUUUUGAUUGCUGCCUGAUCGGACCCCUAGCUCACCUGCAAUGGCUUGUCCUUAUUAGUCUUGUACAUUAAUGCAGCUCUGUAUUGAAAUGGCUAUGUUAUUUGAUAUCUUCAAAGCACACUGAGUGAAGCAAAAUAAACUAGUAUAAAAGUGGUGCUUUUAUUCAUGAAACUUGAACUCGCUCCUUGUCAUCAGGAACAAUCUACACGUGUCAUCAGAUGGGGUCAGGAAAGCAGUGCUUUAACAGCAAUCCCAUCUUUGUUUUUCUGCCAUGAUCACAGUACACCACUCAGCUGUUAAGUAAAAAGGCAAAGCUGUAGAUAAAUCCUCAAAGAAUCCCUUUUUUACCGUAAUGGGAUCUAUAGACACACAAUAAUCCCAGGAAGCACAGAUAUAGCAGGUGUCUUGUAUGAUUGUGACUGAGCAUAAAAUAUUUAUACUCAGUCACAAGGGUCUUCUAGUGUAACCAGACGGCAGUUUGUACUUCCCUUAAGUCCUAUUCUGUGACAGAAAUUCUGCACUUAGUUGCAUCACAGCAUGUUGAUACGAAGGGCCUCCAAGUGCCCUUUUUUGCUGGUCGGUCCCGCCCAUCACGUCGCUCAGAGGUGACUACCUAAGUAUAAUCAUUUAUGCCUAUAUGCCUAGAAAAGCUUUAUAUCAUAUCUGUAAUCCUAGAUACUUAGUUGAAAACAAAAUCCAGCUGCCAAACGCAGCGAAUCUUGUUUUCCCCCUUAAAUCACGACAGCAAUUUAAACACGAAAAAUAACCGAAAGGAUGUAAAUAAUCACACUAUUGAAAAUAGGUGUACAAAUUCUUGUCCUCAUAUUUAUCUUAUUGCCGAUAUCUUCAGUAUUUGUUUUUAAACUGAGAAAUAUUUGAAUUCAAAGUACAAUAAAGACUGGAAGCCUCAAAAA